Molecule: messenger RNA, 1816 nt
Organism: Pogonomyrmex barbatus (red harvester ant)
Lineage: Eukaryota; Metazoa; Arthropoda; Insecta; Hymenoptera; Formicidae
Gene: Tmx3
Product: Thioredoxin-related transmembrane protein 3
Cellular component (GO): endoplasmic reticulum
Source: RefSeq, a predicted model, not a curated record
UGGUGGGCGCGACGAAACACGGAGUCAAGGCGCAUCGCGCGCGUCACUCGCGAAGAUGCGCUGACGGGAAGCGCUUUAUCGCUUCCGAUUGUUCCGCGUGACGAGUUAAAGGGACGGCGAGGUGUCUGGAAGCGCCCCGUUACAGCGUUAAACAUCCGUUCGCAAGCGUCGGCAGUUAUGCAGUCUCGCUUGACGUGUUUAUGUCGGCAUACGAUCAGAUGAAGGAGCUUGAUUUUUGUCUCCCGACAUCUCGAUCGUACGAGCGGAAUGGUUUCCUUCACACGGCUCUCCUUCGUGGCACUUCUCUAUGCUUUUUCAGCGGUUCUGACACACACGGCAGGGUCGCGUGUACUUGAAUUGAGCGAUAGAUUUCUGGAUGCACAUAAAGAUGGACAAUGGCUAGUCAUGAUGUAUGCACCAUGGUGUGCGCAUUGCAAAAGAUUGGAGCCAAUCUGGUCUCAUGUUGCUCAAAACUUGCACGCAACAUCUAUACGAGUGGGACGAGUGGAUUGCACUCGAUUUACCAGCAUAACGAGUGCAUUCAAAAUUAAAGGAUUUCCCACUAUUUUAUUUUUAAAAGGUGAUCAGAAGUAUGUAUAUGAGGGUGACAGAACUAGAGACGAAAUAGUGAAAUUCGCUUUGAGAUUAAGCGGUCCUCCUGUGCAAGAAAUAACAAAAACUCAGAGUUUCGACACUAUAAAGAGGGAACGUGAUCUCUAUUUCUUAUAUGUAGGAGAUAAAUCUGGAGUUUUAUGGGAACUUUAUCACAAGACUGCAAAUAUAUUUCAAGCGCAUGCAUUUUUUUAUCAAUCUCAUCCGAGCGUCGUGGAUAAGCAUGCACCUGUGGAUAACGUCCCGGCAUUAUUUGUGUACAAGGAAACUUUGCAUUAUAAUUUCACAGGUCACAACUUAAGCGACAUAAAACAAAUGAACGAGACGCUUUACAAAUGGGUAAACGCGGAGCGCUUUCCGACGUUUCCGAAAGUAACAAGAGGAAACAUAAAUCAAUUAUUCUUAACAAAUAAGAAUCUCGUUUUAGCGGUAGUGGAGGAAAAUCAGCUGGAAGAAGUCGCGCCUGACAUGCUGGAGUUUAGAGAUAUGGUCGAAUCUGUGAUCAAGAAUAAACGUAAUAAGUAUCACGAUCAUUUCCAGUUCGGUUGGAUAGGCAGUCCUAAUCUAGUCAACAGUAUAGCAAUGAUGACGCUACCUAUACCGAGCUUACUUGUGAUAAAUACAACUACUAACCACCAUCAUAUUCCUGAGGAUGAAACAGAGAAAUUGACUCCAUAUGUGAUUGAAUUGUUCCUAGAGCAGAUUCGCAAUGAGAGUGCUCCGCGAUAUGGUGGAAAUAGUUGGCUAGUACGUAGUUAUAGAAAAUGGUUCGAAAUGAAAACCGUUCUGACUUCAAUGUGGAAGGGCAAUCCUAUCUUGAUGUUGGUACUGCUUGGAUUACCGUGUGGAUUUCUAUCGUUAAUAUGUUAUGGCAUUUGUUGUCCAGAUUUGUUAGACGCGAACGAUGAUGAAGAUGAGAAUACUGGAUCGUACCAUAUGAAGAAUGAUUAAAAAUAGUUGCUAUUAAUAAAUACAUUAUACAGAAUUCCGAAAUACAUUUUUCAUUAUAUAUAGUGUAUAUAAAUGCUUGUGAUUAAUCUGUAAUAUGUUCUUAACAAAAAUUUGCCAAAGCAGUCUUAAGACCGCAAGAAUUUUUAUACAAUGAUUCAUAUAUAUUGCUGACAUUCCAUAUAUUUUAUUUUGGUAAAUCCAUCUUCGUACACACACAUUGAUUUCCUUAUGCGUUAUAUAAUAUAUAUAUAUA